Sesamum indicum (sesame) is the source of this 2351-nucleotide messenger RNA. The record is from RefSeq and is a predicted model, not a curated record. Lineage: Eukaryota; Viridiplantae; Streptophyta; Magnoliopsida; Lamiales; Pedaliaceae.
CGCCAUUGCUACUGCUUGUAAUGUUUCUGUCGUUACCGUAUACAUUAAUGGGUGACAUGAGGUGCGGGUUCUGCGGCAAGACUCCGGUGCCAUACCCCCUGAGCACCAGGCCCAACUGCGGCGACCAGGCCUAUAAAAUCAAGUGCGAUUCGAAUACAAGUACACUGUAUCUGGACUCAAAGGCUGGCCUACCUUACAUGAUCACGUCCAUCAACUCCAAAGCGCAACGAAUGGUUAUCAGGCCGCCGGAAGUGAUCCCAAACACCUGUUUCUCCCAAGAUUUCAAGAGCGAAGGCUUUCAGAUCGACGAUGCGCUUCCCUUCAACAUCAGCAGCAGCAAUACGAUACUGCUUCUAAAUUGCACUGACAAUAUGUUGCAGGUGCCUAUCAACUGUUCGGCCAAUUGCCUAUGUCACACUUACAUUAACAACACACCAUCAGCUGCUGCGUGUAGAAAGGAGAGGUUGUGCUGUUCGUUCCGGACAGGGGGUUCACAGAAUGCGUAUAUCAUACGUGUUCAUGCAAAUGGGUGCAUGGGAUAUCAGAGUUAUGUGAAUCUGGAUCCUGGACUGCCCUUUGCCAAAUGGCCUGCGCCUGGUUUGGAGCUCAUGUGGGCGACGCCACAGGAGCCGCCCUGCAAAACAAAGUUAGACUGCCGUGACCUGCCAUUUUCGAAGUGCUCGCCGGAUCCAUCCAAUGCUGGGCAGAAGAGGUGCCUUUGCAAGAAGGGGCGGUACUGGGAUCCUGCCUCUGGAUAUUGUCAAAAGUGUCGACGUGGAACAGGAUGCAAGUAUCAUAAGAAUCACACUCCUGUUAUUGGAUCUUCUGUCGGCGUGCUUGUGCUCCUGGCCCUAACGGGAUUUCUAGUGUACAGGCAGCGAAAAUACAUGAAAGAAACAGCACGAAAGACAUUAAUCAGAGAACGAGAGGAAAUCUUAAACGCCAAUCCAAGCGGAAAAUCAGCCAAAAUUUUUUCAGGAAAAGAAAUCAAGAAAGCAACCAGUGACUUCUCCCGGGAAAACGUGCUCGGUUCUGGUGGCUUCGGCGAGGUCUUCAAAGGCAUUCUGGACGAUGGAACUGCUAUAGCUGUCAAGCGUGCCAAGCCUGGAAAUUCCAAAGGCACAGCUCAAGUCCUGAACGAAGUCCGGAUCCUUUGCCAGGUUAAUCAUCGGAGUCUGGUGAGAUUACUCGGUUGCUGCGUAGAGCUCGAGCAGCCUCUCUUGAUAUAUGAGUACGUUGCAAAUGGGACCCUCUUUGAUCAUUUACAUAGGUCUGACAUGCGCAAGAGGUCGCCACUGAGCUGGUUGCGCCGUUUGCUCAUCGCCCAUCAAACAGCUGAUGGCCUUGCUUAUCUCCAUUCUUCUGCUGUGCCCCCCAUUUAUCAUCGUGAUGUGAAAACGAGCAACAUACUAUUGGAUGAAAAUCUCGAUGCAAAAGUGUCUGAUUUUGGGCUCUCGAGACUGGUUGAGUUGAGUGAACAAGAUUGUACUCACAUUCACACCUCGGCUCAGGGGACACUAGGGUACCUCGAUCCAGAAUAUUACCUCAAUCUCCAAUUGACUGAUAGGAGUGAUGUUUAUAGCUUUGGCGUGGUUUUGCUGGAGCUCCUGACUUCUAUGAAAGCUAUUGACUUCAACAGGGAGGAGGAGAAUGUCAACCUGGUGGUGUACAUGAAAAGGAUUUUUAAUGAGGAAAGGUUCAUGACUGUGAUUGAUCCAAUGCUUAAAGAGGGGGCUUCUCAAGUUGAAUUGGAGACCAUGAAAGCAAUCGGGGAUUUGGCUGCGGCAUGCUUGGAUGAACGAAGGCAGAAUCGCCCUUCCAUGAAAGAAGUUGCUGAUGAGAUUGAAUGUGUUAUUAGUAUCAUUACAGGUGAUGAUCCGAAAACAUAGGCAAUUUUAACAUUCCAGGUGAUAGGGAAUGACCUGAUUAGCAACUAGAAAUCGUUAUUAUUCAAGUAUAUGAAGCUCUCUGCUUUUUUUUUUUUUUUUUAUCUGAUUUCAUUUUUUUUGUUUUUUUCUCUUUGUCUUUUCCCUGAAAUCGUAAAUGUCUCAUUGUAGGUGUUAAUCAGAACUAAUUUUCAUGAAAUCUAACUCCUAAAAAGAUUCCACCAACAGCCCGAGUUAGGCUUCAUUCUAUUUUGGACCAACUUACAAAUAUCAGACAAGAACACAUGUACUAACCAUUUUUAAUUUCACAGGAAGUUGAAUUCACAUGACUAAACUCGGAAUUUAAUGCGUACAGAUCAUUCAGCAAUCUGACAGGCCUCUGAUGAAUGAUUCUGAUUCUUCUGAAGGUUACUGUGUAUAUAUAAAUAUGUGUGUGUGUAGAAGACGCGGGUGCAGAUUGUAUUU